AUGACUUCGAUAGGCUUCAAGGAGAUCGAUAUGUCGGUUGAGGCCGUCCUCGCCAUCAGCCCCUCGGACCACCUGGCCAUCACCAUCGUGGGCGUCGCCUGGGCGGGCACAGCCUACGUGCUGGGCAUGAUCUGGACAUCUCUUGCCCUCAUCGACCGGUGGAGGGGUACCCACGGAGAGGGCAACAUCAACUUCGUGUCGGUCAUCGCAGCGCUUAUCAUGGCAGCUGCGUGGCCUAUUGUGCUCGCGGCACUGAUCGUCAUGUAG
Molecule: messenger RNA, 267 nt
Organism: Diaporthe batatas
Lineage: Eukaryota; Fungi; Ascomycota; Sordariomycetes; Diaporthales; Diaporthaceae
Exons: 1
Coding region: 1-267 (88 amino acids)
Source: RefSeq, a predicted model, not a curated record